GCGAAAGUUUCACGAAAUUGUGACCACCAUAGAAGAAGCUCUCGAUAAAACUGGGAAGUGAUUGUAUAAUCGUUAACAUCAUAGUUACAAUUAACAAAGAACAGUCCUCCAAAUGUUUUCAAUUGGUGUUGUAAAUACUGCUUCCAUGUUCCAUCAUUUGCGUUAAAUAUUCGUUUAAGCCAUGCCAAUCUCAAAGCUUUAAAGCUUAAAGGUUAUAGUAAACUCAAUGAUGAUAAUUUUAUUUAUACAGUUCAAGCAUUUUAAAAAGUGAGUCACAGAAUAUGAAUUUGUGUUGCUGAUUUUAAACUAGUUUUGGCGUAGAUUGAAGAAUGCCUAUUACAGGUAAUGACAUUUUUAUCUGUAUUCCACCAACAGGAUUUGGAAUUGAAAUUUGCAGCCAGAUAUGGCAUUGAUAGCAAAGAAGGAAUGGAGGUUGACGAUGAGCCUGGUAAUUGUAUUUCAGAUAAUUGUAACCUGUUUUGAUUUGAGUGUACUGGUUUUCAUAUUUAUUGAACAUUGUUAACAUAACAAACCUUAUUGGUUUGGUAUAGCAAGCCAGUGGCUAGAAGAUUUUGAGAUCAGGCUGACAGAUUCUGACUCUCACUUUUACAAUGGGCAAAAAUAUAUUUUCAGAGACUUUUUAACAUACAGAAUUACCUCAAGUCUAAUACCCUUUUCACACCACCAGAGCAUGUUCCGUUCAACUGUGUUUAACUGAAUGAACAUCAGUAACAGAGAACUGAACAACUGAAUUUCUCAUAUGGUUCAUUGAAGUAGUCACUAACUCUUAAUUUCAAUGUGUCAAAUUUCAAACUGGUAAACACUGGCUUAAGCAGCUCACCAUUCACUGCAAUGAAGGGCUACCUUUGAAAUGUUGGCUCAGAAACUCUCUGCCAUGGCCAAUUUACUUAAGCUUUGGUGUGAAUUGGUUAUUACUUAAAAUUUUUGUCAACCUUAAGUUAAAUUAAAAUGGAACCAAAUUAGUAAUUGAUGUUGCUCCAGUGAAGUGAGUAUUGCAUUACAUUUGUUGCUAGGCCGUGUGAAACUUUUUUUAUGCAGUCUUCCUAAUCUGCUCAGUCUUGAGAUUAACAUUAAUAGAAAUGUGGCUAUUGGACAGGACUUUUGUCUUGCCUUUGCAGGCCAAGGAGAAUAGCUGAUACAUCACAUUUUCUGCCUAUUUUGGAGUUUGUAGACUUGACUGUAUUUUGUUUCUUUCAAUAGUUGUACAACUUCCACAUGAAGUACAACUGAAUGUGAGUGACACACAGGAGUGCCGAUUUCAGUAUGAUUAUUCAAGUAUCCAAGAUGAUGUAAUAGGGAACAUGAGUUUUCUGGAAAAUUUUGUGGACUCACCUCCAGUUGUCAUGAAAACUGUCAGGUGUAUCAUUGUUUACCUUUGGGAAAAGGAUACCCAUGGUGAGUAUGAUUAUUUUGAUCUUCUGUUGGACACAGUUAAGUGUAGCAUGGAAUAUGUGUGAGGUUGACCAGUACUGUGGGGUACAUCCUUCAAAAAUGUUACUCUCAACAAUGUAAGGGUUCUUUCAACAAUCGCAUUUUAAAGUAGUUGGGUGUUUUUGUUAUUAUAUAACUUGCAAAUGAGUUAUCUUAUUUAGAUCUGUCUUUGUUGUUUGGCAGGUAUUCAUUUGGUUCCUGAAAAUGAACACCUUACUAUAACCAAAGUGGAUGAACAUGGAAGGACAUCAGCAUUCAUAUACAGGAGUAGCCCUGCAAAGGACACGAUCACUGUUUCUGAAUGUCAACAAAUCAACAAUUUUGUUGGUGUUCAUCCAAAAAAAAAAUGGCUGAAAAGUGUCCUGUGGCUCCUAUCAGAAUUGGCUGUGAAUCAGUUUGGUAAGGGAAGAUAGUAACUAGUUAACUUAGGAGGUAUCUUGAGACUGCUGAAAAGGUUAUGUGUAAAUGUGGAAAAUAAACAAUGGACAAGGGGAGGGGAUUUUAGAGAGUUUGUUUUAAAUGGCAGUCAUGAAAUGUGAUGUUGUGUUGUUUUGACUGUCUAUGCAGUGUCAGAAUGCAAUGAUUACUUAUUCUCAGACUUCAGAAACAUCUAAGCAGAAAAUGUGCUCUUUCACAGCAAGUGGAGCAAGCUGAGUACUUGUAGAUAUUUAAACAUUAAAUUAAAAAUUACUUUCUUUUAUAACUUCCCUGUUUAAAUUUUUUAUACUUUAAGGCUGCUUUUAAGUUUCUUAAUCUUUAUUAUACCUCAUAAAAUGUUAGGAAUAUAUUUGUAAAUAUUUAAAUGUUUUUAACUAGUAGUUUCUAUAACAGUAUUGUUAGUUUUCAACAUCAGGCCCCUCUGGAUACCAUCCUUAUAUCAAUUGGAGUCAUAACAGACCAAUAAAAUCUCCUGAUAAUUUAACAAGUUUCGUUUCAGGAAAGAGUGGAAUCUUUGAAAAUUACUCGUACCCAAGCUGAAUACUUACACUCGUUAUUUCUUAUUCAUUUCUGUUACUGGCAGGGAAGCAAGGCUAAAGUCCUGAGAAACCCAAACAAGACUCAUUCGUAUUUUAAAAGAAAACAUUAAAUUUAGUUAUCUUAGAAGCAAUAAUUAAAUGCAAAAAGAUUUCCCAUACUUUUAUGUCAUUCUUUUAGUUGAAAACUAGGUGACAUAGAAUGUGUAAAGGGGUUAGUCUUCAGUGUCAGUGCCAGGUAUCACAAAAUGGUCAGUUUUAAAGUAGUUGGGUGUUUUUGUUAUUAUAUAACUUGCAAAUGAGUUAUCUUAUUUAGAUCUGUCUUUGUUGUUUGGCAGGUAUUCAUUUGGUUCCUGAAAAUGAACACCUUACUAUAACCAAAGUGGAUGAACAUGGAAGGACAUCAGCAUUCAUAUACAGGAGUAGCCCUGCAAAGGACACGAUCACUGUUUCUGAAUGUCAACAAAUCAACAAUUUUGUUGGUGUUCAUCCAAAAAAAAAUGGCUGAAAAAGUGUCCUGUGGCUCCUAUCAGAAUUGGCUGUGAAUCAGUUUGGUAAGGGAAGAUAGUAACUAGUUAACUUAGGAGGUAUCUUGAGACUGCUGAAAAGGUUAUGUGUAAAUGUGGAAAAUAAACAAUGGACAAGGGAGGGGAUUUAGAGAGUUUGUUUUAAAUGGCAGUCAUGAAAUGUGAUGUUGUGUUGUUUUGACUGUCUAUGCAGUGUCAGAAUGCAAUGAUUACUUAUUCUCAGACUUCAGAAACAUCUAAGCAGAAAAUGUGCUCUUUCACAGCAAGUGGAGCAAGCUGAGUACUUGUAGAUAUUUAAACAUUAAAUUAAAAAUUACUUUCUUUUAUAACUUCCCUGUUUAAAUUUUUUAUACUUUAAGGCUGCUUUUAAGUUUCUUAAUCUUUAUUAUACCUCAUAAAAUGUUAGGAAUAUAUUUGUAAAUAUUUAAAUGUUUUUAACUAGUAGUUUCUAUAACAGUAUUGUUAGUUUUCAACAUCAGGCCCCUCUGGAUACCAUCCUUAUAUCAAUUGGAGUCAUAACAGACCAAUAAAAUCUCCUGAUAAUUUAACAAGUUUCGUUUCAGGAAAGAGUGGAAUCUUUGAAAAUUACUCAUUACCCAAGCUGAAUACUUACACUCGUUAUUUCUUAUUCAUUUCUGUUACUGGCAGGGAAGCAAGGCUAAAGUCCUGAGAAACCCAAACAAGACUCAUUCGUAUUUUAAAAGAAAACAUUAAAUUUAGUUAUCUUAGAAGCAAUAAUUAAAUGCAAAAAGAUUUCCCAUACUUUUAUGUCAUUCUUUUAGUUGAAAACUAGGUGACAUAGAAUGUGUAAAGGGGUUAGUCUUCAGUGUCAGUGCCAGGUAUCACAAAAUGGUCAGUUUUAUCAAUAAAGUAGGUAAUGUAAAGUGGCCACAGUAGACUCAUUAUCAACUCAGUUAUAAUGAGGAUGUUAUAAAGUCCCAAGAAACCCAAGCAAGGCUUAUUUGUUUUUUCAAAGAAAACAUUAAAUUUAGUUAUGCUAUAAGCAAUAAUCAAAUGCAAAAAGAUUUCCCAUACUUUUAUGUCAUUCUUUUAGUUGAAAACUAGGUAACAUAGAAUGUGUAUAGGUUCUUUUUUUUUUGUUUUUUGUUUUUUGUAUCAGUGCCAGGUAUCACAAACUGAUCAGUUUUAUCAACAAAGUUGAUAAUAUAAAUUGGCCACAGUAAACCCAUCAUCAACUCAGUUAUAAUGAGGACGUUGUAGAUAUGCUUUUUAUUUACUCUUUUUUUUAUCCUUUAUAGGCUGAAUAAAUUUAAACACUGCUUUUGUAUAUUUGUGUGAAUGUACUUGAAUCCUCUUCAGCAAGGGAAUAAAACAAGCCAAAGGUUUGGUGACAUUUAACCCUUUCCUUCCCCACCCUGAGCUUUCACAUUUUCCAUCCUGUUCUCCUUACAUUUCCUAUGAUACUGACAAGAAUUGUUUUUGAGAAUAAGGAGCUUCUUAAAUUGGUGAUCAUUUCCUUUAUUCUUAUAACCUUUACAUUCAAUUAAAGGGUGAUACUGUAAGGAGAAAUUAGAUGCCAGACGCUCCUGGGGGUGGGAGGGUUAACUGCCCGCUUUUUACCAGGGGAGUAGUUUAUUUAAGGAGUAACUCGGUAUGUAGUGGGUACACUAUCAUGACCCGAUGACAAAUGAUUUAUUCCACUUGGAACUCGAUGCAUUCUGGCGCCGUUAGAGACAGUAAUCAUAUCCACUCGAGUUAUUUGCCAAAUUCUUAAGAAAAAUAAAAAUUUAUUUAUUAAUUGACGUUUUCCUUGGCGGUGUCGUCCAGACUGCGCAAGUUCCCUCUUUAAGGCAGUACCUGGCUGGUGGGCAUUUAGACGAAGAAACAAAUCGAUCAAAUGAAGGAGUUGUUAGAUUUUACGACAUUAUUUCCAAUACGAAGAUCUCGCCUUCAGGUUAAAAAAACACUGCAUAAUUUGUAUUUUCCUUUCGUUUUAAUAUUUAGAUUCAUUGUGUUUGGUUAGUCUCCAUUUGAUUCUGUAAGUUCAAAUUCUUCAACCCUUUUUAAUGUUCGUACAAACAUCGUAAUGCCAUGAACCUUAGCUAAAAGUUCAGUAAUAACUUCAUACGUAUAUCCUCCUGAAAGAAAAAUGAAAUUAUGCUUUCCUCUUCCUCGUUUAUCAGUAUUGUACUGUUUCGUGCCACCCCCGGUAAAUAAAGUUUGAUUGA
Pocillopora meandrina is the source of this 5142-nucleotide messenger RNA. NCBI's taxonomy places the organism in Eukaryota, Metazoa, Cnidaria, Anthozoa, Scleractinia, Pocilloporidae. The record is from the annotation of a GenBank genome assembly.